CACAUGCCUCCUCCAUCAGUACCACUUUGUGUCUGAUGCAAUGAAUUGGACUGAAGCUCAGAGCUACUGCAGAGAGAUGUACACAGACCUGGCCACUAUUGAAAACACUGAAGAAAUGAAGAAACUUAAAGACACAGUUUCCGCCGCUGGUUACAGCUCUGAGGUUUGGAUUGGCCUGUACAGUCAUAUUGACUGGAAGUGGUCAGAUGGGUUCAACCAGAGUGGAGCUGAAUAUAGGAGGUGGCAUCGUAAUGACCCAAACUAUUACAAAGCCAAUCAGCUCUGUGUGGUCAGACAAAGUAUGCAACAUGGAAUGAUAAUGAAUGCCAUGUGAGAGUCCAUUUGUCUGCUACAGAGGAACAUUAGAGGAUUCUGACUUUGUGCUGGUGAAUACAGCAACGAAUUGGUCUGAGGCUCAGAGGCACUGCAGAGAACACUACACAGAUCUGGUCACUGUGAGGAACAACGCUGACAACGACAAGAUACACAAGUUGAUAAAACCUCUCGGACCGGCAUGGAUCGGUUUGUACAGAGAUCCUCAGAUUUACUGGUCUGACAGGAGUAACUACUCAUUCAGCUCCUGGUAUCAGGGUUUACACCCACUUGGCUCGAUGAAAGUCGUAUGUGGUGUUGCAGAUUUGGAGAAGGGAGGAAAAUGGAGGUUAUUUUCCUGUGAAGAAAGAAAACCAUUUGUCUGCUACAGCGUCCCAACAGUGAAGACGUUGGUGAAGGUGAGGGUGGAGCUACAGGACUCCUCUGUGGACCUGAAUGACCCUGCUGUGAAAGAACAGAUUCUGAAAGAGGCAAGUCUCCAAAAUCCACCCUGAAACAUGAACUCACUCAUAGACCCUGGACAGAUGUAUUACAGAGUUUGA
Molecule: messenger RNA, 875 nt
Organism: Hippoglossus stenolepis (Pacific halibut)
Lineage: Eukaryota; Metazoa; Chordata; Actinopteri; Pleuronectiformes; Pleuronectidae
Product: putative C-type lectin domain family 20 member A
Exons: 3
Coding region: 324-827 (167 amino acids)
Source: RefSeq, a predicted model, not a curated record